Molecule: messenger RNA, 999 nt
Organism: Endocarpon pusillum Z07020
Lineage: Eukaryota; Fungi; Ascomycota; Eurotiomycetes; Verrucariales; Verrucariaceae
Exons: 1
Coding region: 1-999 (332 amino acids)
Molecular function (GO): nucleic acid binding
Source: RefSeq, a predicted model, not a curated record
AUGUCUCUCCACAUUCCCAACGUGCCCUUAUCAUCUUCAAAUCUUUGGGUUGAAGACCAACACCACCUGUUUCAGGGGCUUCCGGGCUCGGAGAACUCAUCAAGAGAAAGUCAGACGCGAGAACAAGCGGUGCAAGAGAUAGGGGAUACGAAGUCUGAUAACAUGGGAGUCCAGGAGCCCAGUGAACCCAACGUCAUUUCGGAAGAACAGCCACAAAUCCCGGCUAGGCCCUUGGGGACGAUCUUACCCCAAGGAAAUGCCCUUCUCAGCUCUCAAACAGCGGCUCGUCUCCAGCCUCAUUUGCCACCACACGAAUGGUCAUUUUGGACAGAUGCUUGCCUGCGGGGGCCCAAACCUAUCAAGCUUGACGGGUGCGGCUUCUGCGUCGUACACCGUCGUCUCGACAACAGCAACCCUAGUGAUCGAGACUUUCCUAUCACAUGGUGGCAAAGCUGUUUUGUGGCACGCAACGCCCAUCAAAUAGGGCACGCUGAAAUGCUUGCAGUGGCGCAAGCCUUAGAGAUGGCCGUCGACCAAUGUGAGCGCAUCUCCGGAACUGUCGUCACCAAGGCAAGAAUAAAAAUGCCAGGGGCGGCUGAGAAGAUAAAGCGUCAGGCGGCUACUAUUCACUGGCCGAUGCCGAAGGGGGUGAAUAUAUUCACAGAUAGUCAGCAGGUGUUGGACUCUUUAGACAGCUGCUGGCUUUCUGGCAGAACGCCAGGUCAGCGGUCACCAAUGAGGCAUGCCAACGCGAUGAUUGAAGCACUUAGUCUCUUAGGUGUCAGAUGCAUCCUCAAUAGGUUCCAGGCCAUGCCGGCGACGUCCGUAAUCGUUGGGCUCAUGAAGGAGCUCGAAAUGCGCUCAAACCGCAAUUUCAUGGGCGGAAAGUGUACACGAGGAAAGUGCACCGUGUUCACCGGAGGCUUUACAAGGAUAAAACUAUGGCGCGACCAUCCACAGCUACUGGUGAGAAAGGAACGUGAGCCAGCGGCACAAUAG